GCCACUUCAUGUAUAGUUCGUUUGUGCCCACAGAACGCACUUUAGUUUCUUAUGAGACUUUGAGACGAGAUGACAUACUUUUGAGUCACAGAGCUCCUCUAAAGAAAAAUUCAAGCACUAUCAGGGGAAUUUCUAUUUGGAAUUUGUCCCCAAAAAAAGUAUUUUGAGAAAGUGUCGCAUUGGCGAUAAUUUGUCCUAAGUGAAAUUUUUAAGCAAAAGCUCCAACAUUUUCUGUGGUGAAAAUUUUUCUUAAAGAUUGUCUAGUGAACAUUUUGAGCAAAUAUUGAAGUUUUCAUCGGUGAUUGUGUGUUAAAUAUCUUGAUUUGAAUGCCUAUAUGGGAAACUCGUUUCUUGAAUGUGACUUGUUUUAUUAUCGUGUCUUAAAUAACUCACCAAGUGAAUUUGCAUGAUUGAAAUAUACACGAACAGAUUGAGAAGCAAAAAGGUAGAUCUUAUUAGUGGAAAUAGGAGGAAACCUGAAGUGAAUGAGAGGAUAUUAAAUGAGUAUGACUUCCACUAUACUGCAUCCCAUGGCGUGGACCAACGAGAGAUUGUGCCUGAGUGAGAAUACGGGAUUAAAGAAGGCACUCCUCAAGAUGAUCGUCGUGGAAAAUAGCAAUUCUGCCAAGAGCAAUGUGAGUCUCAACACAGAUGGUUAAAUAAUUUAAAAAAAAGAUUUCUAACUCUAAUUUAUAAUCCCACUAAGCCCCCGAAAAAGAAAAGCCCAAAGAAAUAAAGUACAAAAGACUCUUUACAAAUAACAAAAGAUCAAGAAUCUCAAAGUACCAAUCAUGAAUCGCUUCAAAGCCCACGUGGAAGUGAUUCUGCAAAUACUUAAACGAUCUUUGGCAAAUAGCAGCUUCUUAAAACAUUGCACAUAAAAGCACAUAAAAACCUCCAAAGUUUCACCAUUUGCAGGAAACAAAUACGAUCACGCGCGAUCGACGAUUUAAUGACGUCUUUUUGAUCACUGAUCACUGAUAACCAAACUGAAGAUUACUUUUAAAUAUACUAUCACAGUUGUAAAAGUUCACACCGUCCUCCGCAAUUCAAUGAUAUCGCGUAACAGAGGAAAAACCUUUGAGUAUUCACACGAAUAAAAAAGUGAUCUAAUUUCCAAAACUCUGGCAAUUUGAAGGACGGUAAACUGGUAUGAUCUAGUUGGAAAUGACGCAAAACUGCAGAAAUAUUUCGCUAAUUUUUACAGAAAUUGACUUUUUCUAAAAGCACACAAGAAGUGAGAAAAUAAUUUAGUAAUAUAUUGUGGAAAAAAAUAUAGAGAAGAAAAACAUAAUUCUUCAAGCAAACAAGCAAAAUUUUAUCAUUUUAGAAAAAUUAUAAAGUAUUGGAUUGGAUUAAGGAACUGAAAUUUUCAAUUUGAUUAUGGUUUUAAUUUUGAAAAUGUUCUAAACUGUAAAAUAUAUACUCAAGAACGGGUUUUUCUUAAUGUACAUUCAGAGAAGGGUGGGGCAGUUUAGCUUAAGAGAUUAUUUAACACGAUUCUUAUUAUCAAUUUAUUAUUCCAAGAUAAAUAAUUUUUAAAAAAUCAGGAAUUUCAUAGAAUUGCAUAAAAUGUUGAUUCAAAAUUCGUUAUAGUUUAAUCUUUGCCUGCAGAAAUUACAUUUUGAACCCGAAACCGCUUUAAGUUUUCUUUUCAAAAUUAUAUCUAAGAGUCCAACGUAAAUCCGAAAAUCUAAAACGAAAAACUUUCUGAUUUUGUAGCUCCUUCCGAUUUUAUUUUGCUUCACCAAUAAUAAGUUACUUAAGAAAAUAAAAAAAAAUCGACCUAAAAUGUAACAAAAUAAUUAGAAAAUAACAGGGAUAUUUGGAAAAUUUCAACCGUUACUGACGUUUAUUUUCUGAAAGACAUGGAGACUACUUAGGCUGAUUUUCAUCUGGUUUACAACUUUUGUAUAUUAACAAUUUAAAAAUAUUUAAGUAGUUAGUAAAAUUCUAAAAUAUUAAUAUAUUUUCCUAAAAGUAUAAUAUAAUUAAUUACUGUGCAUUUUCUAACAUCAGGUCUAACAUCCUAUCCUCUGUCCUAUUUAUAACAAUUUACGUUUUAAUACUAUUUUCUCAAACGAUAGUUACCGAGUUUAUUUUCUCAUAUUCGAAAUUUAAUUUUUUUUACAUUCAAAUCAAUUAAUGAUACAAGUUUUGUGAUAUUUUAAAAUUCGUUUAAAGAAUCAUACCGGUCGAUAUGCACACGAAGCGAAAAGUGAAAAAAUCUAGUUAUUGAUUUCCGGAAUUUAUCUUCAAAUAUAUUUCGGAUUCACAUACCAAUUUUCGAAUUUUCUUUCUCUUAAAGAAAUCGCUUUUGUAAACAGUAAUGACUAACUUAUGAUUUAUUACUACCUUAGACCUUCGAAUAGCUUCAAAAGCUCUUUUAUUAACAAGAAAUACUUUUAAAGGAAAUAUAUUUAUAAAUCUGCAAAUAUAUAAAUCGAAAACCUAGAAACUCGAUAAUAGUUAAUCAGAUCUUUUAAACCGUUAUAAUUAUAUAUAUGUAUGUAUAUACAUUUUUUUAAAAUUAAGAAACGUAUUUAGAAUGGAAUUUUUAAAGUAGAGUAGAAACCAGAAUUCCGGAUAACGUAAAAUUCCGAAAUAACCAAUUUAGAAUUUCGGACUCCGAUUAUCUACUAAUUCUGUAAUUCUAAGAUACUUCUAUAAUUAGGAUAACUGUACAAAAUUUCAGCAUAGUUGCAUACAAGCGUCAAAGUCUUAAGUUUGAAAUGUAAUAUUUUCAAUACAAAUUUUGAAUUUUUUGUUACUUCUUUUUAAGUUGUGUUGCUUGAAACCUUGCAGAUAGUUUAUUGUCUUUGCUUUCUCUAAAAUAAUUCUUAAUAUAUUUUAAAAUGAAUAAAAUAGCUUUGUGUAAUAUUUCGGUCACUUUGAUUUUCAUAGUUUCUUGCCUUUCCGAAAUUCUUCCAACACAUCAUCUCGUUCACAGAAGCGAGAUUUUUUGAUAUUCUUUUGCAUUGUAUAAUCUUUAGAGCAAGAAAAAACUAAAAAUUCACGAAAAUUUGAAGAACAAAAUAAGUGGCCGAAAUUGCAAGCCAGCCGAAAUUUGGUACAUUUCCCCUUUUUAUAUGAUUUUUUAAUCGAGUUUUAUGAGACACUAAUUUGAUAUCUAGAAUCCCGCGUCAUUCGGAAUACCAAAUUUUUCCUGAUAACCGUUUUUUGCAAAAUUCGUGACCCAUUGUGACGUGCGAAAUCUCUUAUAACCUACCGCAUCUUGAAUUUUUGCAUAAACCAACGUCAAGAGUUAUAUGGAAUUGCUAACGUGGUGAAAGUCUCUGCGGCGGACUUGACGUUAUUAAUUGAUGCAAUUUGUUUUACAAUGUGGACAAAAUAAUGCGCAAGAGGAGCUCAUCGUAUGCGAAAAAAGAGCACAUGGAAAAGAAACUAAAACGAUGACUGGAAAAAAGUGUGAAAUGACGUCAAAUGUUGCGACAGUAAAGUUUCAGUUUGUUUCAAUUUUAGUAGCUUUUUUUUGUGUCAACCGAAAAAAAAACUUAAACUGUAAGUAAUUUAACUUCCUGCAUUAAUUGCUUCAUUGUAGCGCGAACAUUCUCGUGAUUCGUAAUUUUAUUUUUGAAAAUAUGCAAUUCAUUUUAUGGCUCUUGGGAGGAUUGAUAUGGAUAAAUAUUGGGUGGAAUGUUAUUGUUUUUCACAUUGAUCAUUGGACAAUUAAUUUGACUUUCUGCUCACGAUUCAUUCAAAUGAUCGAGCCAUGAUCGUCCAAAAGGGGAUCUUAGCAGGGAAAAAGUUAAAAAUAGCAAAAAAUUAUGUCUUUGAGUAUUCAAAAAUGGAAAGCACCAGCAAUAAAGUAGGUUAUUGUUGAAAGACUCAAGAUAAUGAGUGUUUUAUUUAUAAAAUCAGAGACAAGAAUAAUUAUAACUCCUUAAUGCUAUUCAACAUUGUCUGAAAGUCAAUGAACUAAAAACAAUUAAAAACGAUUAUAACUUCCAAUUGCGAUCACAUGAAUUUUUUAUUUUUUUUUCUCUUUUACCUACUUAACAUUUUUGUCACAAUCAAUAUUCAUUAACGCACUUCUUUAAGACAUUGUAUAAAAUAUCCUUGAAAUGUGAAUUCACUUGUAAAAUUGAGACAAUUAACAGUGGAUUUAUGAAAAUGUCAUUAAUCAAUUCUGUAAAGUAAUACCAAGCCAAUUCAGCCAGUCUUAUGUGGCUCUUUGAAAGGCCAUAAAAAGAAGAAAAAUUAAUCACUGUGUGCUAAAUACGCCUUAUAACGUCACUAAUGUGUGACUCGCCUGCAAAAGUAUUUUGAAAUUGUGGUGCGAUAUUGAAUGAUCGUUCUCAUUGCAUUAGUUGAAUUGACUAAAUGAAUUUUCUAUCUAGCUUUUCCACGGAGAAAAAUUAUUUGUUAUUUGUAAAAAAAAGGCAGCGUAAUAUUGCGUAUCUUAACUAUCGCGCCAGUUUAUUAAAAGACUGUAUAAUAGAGUGGUUUAGGUUAUUAGUUAUUACAUUGUAUACGCGUUGUUACGGGUUGUUAUAAUAACUCUUAAUAGAAUUGCUUAGUGAAAAUUCUCACAAGAGAAAAUGACUGUUUAGCUUCUGUUUUGCACGUACACAUAGUUUUCACCGUGUGUUGAAUUGUGCCACAUUUUUAUCGCUACCUUGUUAUUUGAUAACUAUUAAAAUUACCUUCAGUUCAAAUUGAGGGGUAUAAUGAGCUUCUGGAAAUGCAUUAAAUUGAAAAAUAAAAUUUAAAACAUCAUUAUUUCGCCUUGUAAAAUAUUUCUAACCUCUACUAUACAGUCUUGGAAAAGAGGUUAUUUCAAAAUGUGAGGUUAUGUUGGUUAUAACCUCAAACAAUUACAGCGUGAUUUUAAAAAGAAAACUACAACAUUUUUAGUUUGAAUUCGUGACUUUAUUGCUAAUUUUACCAAAUGGGAAACAAUUAGUCUACAGGUUCUUUUUUUGCAAUUUCCGAUCUAUUUAACAUUUUAAUUUGUACAGUAAGUUCCUCAUAUAUAAUCUGCUCAAAUAUGAACGACGACGGUUGAAUUCAAAAUUCAAAUCCCUUAGGUUCUUGAAAAUAUAAUUCUAAUUUGAGAAGUAAGAAAUACCAUCUGUACCCCCUAAAUGUUCAUAUUUGAGGAACUCGACCGUAUAUCAAUUUCUAACCUUAGAAACCCAAUCUAAAAGUCACAUGUUCUUAUAUUAGACCCGAAAAGUUGUACUUAAAACUACUGAAAAUUUAGUUUUGGUCAAUAAAAAACCAAAUUUAGUUAGUUAAAAAUUAUUCUGAGACAAACCCUAAAUCUUUACUUUUUUCAAGUUUUCUGUAUUACAAUUGUAUAUGUAAAAAAGUCGUUUAUGUUCUAAAAUUGCAGUCGAAUUUUUAAAAAUUUAUUUUGAUUUUUUCUUAUUUACAUUUCUGGAGUAUUGUAUAGAAUUUUAAAAAUUAAAUUAUAAUAUUCGUUUUCUCUAAAAUUAUUCAUAAAAAUAAAUACGAAUAUAAGAUAAUGCUUUGUAUGUUAUAUCGGACACGAAGUUUCUCGAACACCCUUUCCCUGCCGAAACUUUUCCAAUGCUUUUUCUGCAGCAAUUCGUUUGUAAAGCCGACGGUUUUUUAAUUUUCUUUGUUAUUUUGCAUCGCAUAUAGAAUUUCAAAAACUAAAAUUCAAUGAAUUUUUUGAGAAACAAGAGAUGUGUCCGAUAUUGCAAGCGGUACAAAAUUUGGCACUGAUACCUUGAUUCCCUUAUGUUUCCCGUGCAUUCCGUAAUAGUCUAGUCUAGAAGCAUAGAACGCAUAGAACGAUCAAUUCAAGUGACAAUAUGUAAGUGAUAAACCCCUUGUACUUUUUUCCAUUGACACGGGUUUGUCGUGUAUAAUUUAGAGAAAUAAUAGUCAAAGCUAUAAUGGCUAAAACACAAAUUUCCACGUAAUUUGUUUAACUAAAACCCCACAGAGUUUUGCCUAAAAUUUAUGGUUGUGCUUUGAGAACAAGAACAUGUAAAUAAUACUCAAGAAGACUAUAAAUUUGUAGUUGUUUUCCGACAGAUUUUCUAACUUAGCUUUUGCGUUUCACUGGAGCAAAUAUGAGCUCAAAAAAAAAUUUCUAAGCACUGUCACGCAUCAUCUGAUAAAUUUUAUAUCAUUGUUCAAAUAAAUUCACCAUGUCAUUUCCUCAAAUGCCAGAAAUUAGUAAGAAUUGUACAACUGUAAUGAAAUAAUUACAAUCCUCGUGAUGUCGUUUUUUCUAAUUGAGUUUUGACCUAUCUCCAUUAAUUUUGCUUUAGAAAUGGUAGAUUUGGGAGGGAUCUUGUGGGAUCUUGUGGGAUCUAGUGACAUCUAGAUGCACAAAAUAUGAAGAUGUGAAGAUCACCUCCUGACACGAUCAUCCAAUAUUCCUGGGGAUGAUCAGUGACAGUGACAGAUUAGGUUUUUGUUCUCUCUUUGGUUUCUAGACCAAAAAAAUCUUCCCUGACUAAGUCUUAAGUGUACAAUUGAUUGAGAAAAAGGCACAUACUUACCAAGCUGGUGACGGUAAAUAUGUCUCUUCAGAUAGUCAUAUAUAAAUUGUUGUGUGUAAAUAGCCAAAGUCAGGAAAUAUGAGCUCAAGUGAUCGUUGCCUGACGGCUCUUUAUCAGUAAAAAAGCGAAAUACAAGCCAAGAGAAAAAAAGGCGCAAUCAUGGGCCCCCUGACAGGAGAGAGACAGAAAAGGAAGAUCCAAAUGAUCUAACGUGCAAAAAAAAAAGCCUCUAAUCUCCGUAGUCAUGCGAACUAGCAAAAAGAACAUGUUAAACAUGAAUUGAAAGUCUUAUCAGUCAUUUUUUUCAGUCAUAUCAGACAAUAUUUUCUCGCGUGAGGUUGCAUCACAAAAUGAAAAAUGAAUUAUUCUCCCAAAGGUUCUGUAUAUUAUUUAUCACAAAGUGUUGGGUGAUUAGAACGUUUGCAACGCUAGAGAUGGGGACUUCUUACACUCGCUUGAGAUGUAAUCAAAAAUAUGUAAUCAAUAAUAUCAACAGUGACUUCCUAACAAAUCGCAAUUUACCGACACAUGACAACAUGUCUCUGCUGAAAUUCUUCGCAAUUAACGCAUUGGAAUUAAGUGCUCCGGCUUCCCCGUUGCUCCUUCAGCAGAGCAAUUCCACAAAUGUGGUGACUCCCGGAUGGCUUCAAUUAUCCGGUCAUCCUGAAAGUAUUGCUCCAGCUGCCAAUGGCAUUGUGAGGAAGCGUGUUAGUGGACCAACGGACAGUGAGAUUGUGGCGUAUGGAGCCCUAUCAGCUGAUCCAUGUGCAUCAAAGAUCGUUCCCAAAUACAUCGGUUACCGGGAAAUAAAUGGGGAAUACUACAUUGAGUUACAGGACCUGCUGCAUGGCUUCAAGGAGCCCAAUGUCAUGGACAUCAAAAUGGGUUGUCGUACAUUUUUGGAAUCCGAGGUGACCAACAAGACUCUGCGACCUGAUCUCUACAAGAAGAUGAUCCUUGUAGAUCCGGAAGCACCAACGGAGGAGGAGCACAAGGCUCAAGCGGUAACUAAGCUGCGGUAUAUGCUGUUUCGGGAGCAGAUGUCUUCGAGUCAGACAAAGGGAUUCCGCAUUGAGGCGAUGAAGAUCAAGGGAUCCACUCCAAUCACGGAUCUCAAGACCAUCAAGAGUGACAGUGAUGUGAGUCAAUUGGUGGGAAAUUUUCUGCAGAAACGCCGCGGAGUCACGAAGGAACUAAUCAAGAGACUGAGAAAUAUGAGGUCACUCAUUGAGAAGAGUGACUACUUCAAGAGCCACGAAGUUGUGGGCAGCAGUGUAUUCAUCGUUUACGAUGAUCACCAUGUUGGUGCUUGGAUGAUCGAUUUUGCCAAGAACAAAGUCUUGCCUGAGGGUGUUCACGUGGAUCACCGGAAGCCCUGGAUUCCCGGAAAUUGCGAGGAGGGUCUCCUGCAUGGAAUGGACCAACUGAUAAAGGUGUGUGAAGGAGUCUAUGAAGAUUCCAAAUAGACUGAUGAUCACACAAGAUCCUCCGUUGAGACUGAUUUUACUCAAUCCUAAGGGAAAUCCCUGAAGAAAAUCCACGCUCCAAGUAUUAACCGCCAUAAGAGAACAUCAAGAUUUGGAGGAAGAUUGUUCUUAAUAGCAUUUCUAUAUGCUUACAAAUUUAAAAUGCAGAUCUGUUACUUAAUUUUCCAAAUGCUCGAUCGUCUUAUCGAGAAACUCUUAAGAGAUUGCGCAGAGAUAGAGAAAAGGGAAUGACUCACAAAAUGCCCAAAAAGAACUUGAAUCAUUUAUCAUGAAUCAAAGACAGGGGAAAAACUAAUUUCCCAGCCAUUCAACAAAAUACUUUUUACCUUAAAAGGCAUUCAUACAGACUUCUGUAAGAAAAUAAAGAGGAAUUUUUGAGACAUCUUUUCGUCUCUGCAGUGUACAUAAAUUAAACACAUUAGCAAAAGAAUAAUAUUUGAUGAGUUUUGGAGGAGAAUGUUCAUAGCAAUUUUAGCAUUGUAUUUCAUUUUCUUAUUUAAGCUGAAAGGCGAUUACAGCCAAAAAUAUUUUUCCACAUUGGAAAUAUUUAUUAAUGAAAAGAAAUUAAAAAUUUAGUAGGUGUUUAGAAUAAAGAAAAUCUCAUAAAAUAAUUUUAAAAAAAAGCUUUGAGUGAGAAUAAUACGGAUUUUUGUAAGAGAAAUUUUGUAGUAUUUAUUGACUUAAUUUUUUUUCAAACAUAAUAAUGAAAUAAAAGUUAUUUCUUAAUCAUAAAAAA
Phlebotomus papatasi is the source of this 8726-nucleotide messenger RNA. RefSeq names its product inositol-trisphosphate 3-kinase homolog (gene IP3K1). The record is from RefSeq and is a predicted model, not a curated record. Gene Ontology annotation, cellular component: nucleus; cytoplasm. The transcript is spliced from 3 exons. NCBI's taxonomy places the organism in Eukaryota, Metazoa, Arthropoda, Insecta, Diptera, Psychodidae. Gene Ontology annotation, molecular function: inositol tetrakisphosphate kinase activity; inositol-1,4,5-trisphosphate 3-kinase activity. Gene Ontology annotation, biological process: inositol phosphate biosynthetic process. The coding region runs from base 6854 to 7969 and encodes 371 amino acids.